AUGAGCUUCAAUCCCUACGUGGUUGCAGACGCUCGUACACAUCAAGGACGGCGUCGACAACAGACAGGCCAAGGACAAUCUUAUAUCAAUGACAAAUCGCAAACACAACCACAUGAGUCCUAUAGCGGGACAUGGGAUCCUGAAAGACAAGAAUACUAUGACGCCAAUUCCUAUACUGGAUCGAUACUCCAUCACUGGAUAUGGGAUCCAAAAAGAUCAGAAUGGUAUUAUCUCAACUCUCCCGAUGGAACGAGAGUUUAUAACACAUUGACUUGGGAUCCGGAAAAUCGCACGUAUAUCCGCAAAAACUACGAUGAACAUGAGGACAUCCACAUUCAAAACGCAUCAGACCAGGGUCGUGACGCAUACGAUCUGGCCUCAAAAGCUGAAAAGCCUCUCGGUGGCUGGCGAAGGACGGCAAGGAGGCCGCCCAAGGUGCCAGAAGGAGACAGUAGUAACACUCAAUCCAAUGUCGGAACGAAUCCCAUCUGGAUGAAUAGUGCGACUCCCCCACCAGACAGUAACCAGGACGCAGGUGACGGCUUCAACACACCUAAACCGGAUACUCACGAAUUGCCUCACUACUUAUCUUCGGAAACAACAUCAUCGCAUAAUUGGAGAGAGAUCCGUUCUAGGCUCUCCUUUGACUGGAAAUGGGACAUCGAAUAUCAUACUACAAACGCCGACUAUAGUGGACAACAUGGAUCUUGGACUGCCACCUCGAUGGAACCAACCGAGCCAAAAGACUAUCCCCUCAAGAUUGGGAGUGCUCCAGUAGUACUCCCCGUGGAAUAUCAGUGGCCUCCUGUUGGUGGUGUAACGCCACCACCAGAUCCACGCGCUACAGCACCGAUCGAUUGUCGGGCGGAUCUACCUUUGACACUAGUGAAAGACCUCUUCCUCACUUUUGAGGGAAGCAUCGGGUUCUAUGUUCUGAUAAACGGCUUUCUCCAAGUUAUGGUGCCGGUGGACUAUGACACCAGCUGGGCAUCGUCACACCUCCCACAUAAGUAUGGUGGCCUGAAAGUGUGCUACAUCGAACAGACUCUCGAACCGACCAUGCUACCGACAAGGACUGAGACCGGCAAGAUCAUACCUCGCUAUCACUCACCCGGGUCCUCAAAUACCGCUGAAUUAUCCCAGACUGUCCACUUAUCAGCACAACAUUCUGUCAAUCACCCCUCACUCAGACUCAACGACUUCAUAGCAGCCCGUCCUCUGUCUAAUCAUCGAAGAGAGAGGUUUUCUGGUCGUGUUGGCCUCAGAGUAAUCAAUUUCGGCAUUCCGUUUGUAGUAAUGUCCACACAUGUGAUCACCGAAGCAAUAAUGGCAAGAUCGCAUCGCGACACUAUACUUGGUCGGAACAGUGAAGAACGCAUCCAGAAACUCGAUGGCAACUGGAAUGAUCACAUCGAGAUCUGGGCCGGUAAUGGAAAGAUUGGAACAAUUCACGAGACCUUUGAUAAGGAAGCGGGUAUCUACCCUGACGGCUUUAAGCACGAUGUCACUCUUGUCAAGCCCACAUCUCAGGUUGUAGUGAAAGACAUCGUUUCCCCAGUUGCCGACCUUGGGUGGCUCAAUCACGACUCAUGGACUUCGCUCCGCCAGCAAACAACAACAGUCAAGAUUCUAGCUGACAACGAAGGCUUACAGUUAGGUAAAAGCAUCAAGUGUAGUCGCCCAUCGGAUGUUCUCGUUGUAGGCGAAGGCAUAUUUCUCAAUCAAAAGGCCGCAGCAGGUAGCUCAAGGGAUCUGAAAAACCACGAUGCGUCAACAUGGAAAGAUCUCGUGUCGCGCGCUCUUCUAUACCGUGUAUAUCCCGACUUUGAUCCACCAAACGGUCACAGUGGCACAGCACUAUAUGCAGACGGGAUAAGAGAGGACGGCACAGAAGGUCCUGGCAUUGUAGGCUUCCAAAGCUUCGUGCAGCGCAGUGGCCAUGUCCAGAAUUUCGAGAUGGAAGGUCCUGCGCUCGAACGAAGAUUGCAACUUGGGAGGGUAGCAUUCUACGGAGCGUUCGAAGUUCCCGACGAGCUUAAGCAGUACGACAUCGCUUGA
This is a messenger RNA of Alternaria arborescens, 2058 nucleotides long. RefSeq lists its product as hypothetical. The transcript is spliced from 2 exons. Lineage: Eukaryota; Fungi; Ascomycota; Dothideomycetes; Pleosporales; Pleosporaceae. Bases 1 to 2058 code for a protein of 685 amino acids. The record is from RefSeq and is a predicted model, not a curated record.